UCGGGCCCGGCGGCCUCGGGAGCCCGACCGGCCGCUGAGCAGCGGGUGCCGCGAUGGCCGAGGGCAGCGCCGUGUCGGACCCUCAGCACGCCGCACGCCUGCUGCGAGCGCUCAGCUCUUUCCGCGAGGAGUCCCGCUUCUGCGACGCGCACCUGGUCCUCGACGGGGAGGAGAUCCCGGUGCAGAAGAACAUCCUGGCGGCGGCCAGCCCGUACAUCAGGACAAAGUUAAACUAUAAUCCUCCAAAAGAUGAUGGAUCCACUUAUAAGAUUGAACUGGAAGGGAUAUCGGUGAUGGUCAUGAGAGAGAUCCUGGAUUACAUCUUCAGUGGGCAGAUCAGGCUGAACGAAGACACAAUCCAGGAUGUUGUGCAGGCAGCAGACCUGCUGCUGCUGACGGACCUGAAGACCCUGUGCUGUGAGUUCUUGGAAGGCUGCAUCGCUGCCGAGAACUGCAUCGGCAUCCGAGACUUUGCCCUGCACUACUGCCUGCACCACGUCCAUUACCUCGCCACAGAGUACCUGGAGACUCACUUCCGGGACGUCAGCAGCACAGAAGAGUUCCUGGAGCUGAGUCCUCAGAAGCUCAAAGAAGUGAUUUCUCUUGAGAAGUUGAAUGUGGGCAAUGAAAGAUACGUGUUUGAAGCAGUGAUUCGGUGGAUAGCCCAUGACACAGAAAUAAGAAAGGUCCACAUGAAGGAUGUCAUGUCAGCACUCUGGGUUUCAGGCCUGGACUCUAGUUAUUUACGGGAACAGAUGCUGAAUGAACCAUUAGUACGAGAAAUUGUCAAAGAGUGCAGCAAUAUUCCGCUCAGCCAGCCGCAGCAGGGAGAGGCAAUGCUGGCCAACUUCAAGCCCCGGGGUUACUCAGAGUGCAUCGUGACUGUGGGCGGGGAGGAAAGAGUUUCCCGGAAACCAACGGCCGCGAUGCGAUGCAUGUGUCCUCUUUAUGACCCUAACAGGCAGCUUUGGAUUGAACUGGCACCUUUGAGCAUGCCGAGAAUUAACCACGGAGUUCUCUCAGCAGAGGGAUUUUUGUUUGUGUUCGGGGGCCAAGAUGAAAAUAAGCAGACCCUGAGCUCAGGAGAAAAGUACGACCCAGACGCAAAUACGUGGACUGCAUUGCCACCCAUGAAUGAGGCAAGACACAACUUUGGAAUUGUGGAGAUUGAUGGGAUGCUGUACAUUCUGGGAGGGGAGGACGGUGAGAAGGAGCUGAUUUCCAUGGAGUGCUACGACAUUUACUCUAAAACCUGGACGAAGCAACCUGAUUUGACCAUGGUUAGGAAGAUUGGCUGCUAUGCAGCUAUGAAAAAGAAAAUCUAUGCCAUGGGUGGAGGAUCAUAUGGAAAACUGUUUGAAUCUGUGGAAUGCUAUGACCCGAGGACCCAGCAGUGGACUGCUAUAUGUCCACUGAAAGAGAGGAGGUUUGGAGCCGUGGCCUGUGGAGUCGCCAUGGAGCUGUACGUGUUUGGGGGAGUCCGAAGUCGUGAGGACAUCCAGGGUGGUGAGAUGGUCACCUGCAAAUCCGAGUUCUACCAUGAUGAGUUUAAAAGGUGGAUCUAUCUUAAUGACCAGAAUUUGUGCAUCCCUGCCAGCUCCUCUUUUGUCUACGGAGCUGUACCCAUAGGAGCCAGUAUCUAUGUUAUCGGAGAUCUUGAUACAGGUACCAACUACGACUAUGUGCGUGAGUUUAAAAGAAGCACGGGGACCUGGCACCACACGAAGCCGCUCCUUCCAUCUGACCUUCGCCGCACAGGGUGCGCGGCCUUACGUAUUGCAAAUUGCAAGCUUUUCCGCCUGCAGCUUCAGCAAGGCUUAUUCCGAAUUCGUGUUCAUUCACCUUGAGGAGGAUGCAGAGCAGAAAGCAAGGUCCUGCCCCGAGCGCACCAUCACAUAGCUGGACGGAAAGGGGAGCAGAGAUGCAGCUAAACUUGCUCUGUGUGCUGGGCUGCGGUAUGGUAACUCCGCGGGGGUCUUAUAGUGCUUAGGAGCUUGAGCUUCUGCUCUUGUUUGGAGACCGUGUCACUGCUGAAAGACUGCCUGGGAGGAAUCAGCUCCUCCGAGGAGGUGUGUCCGUAAACCGUGGAGCUAGUGAAUUAUAUCAAAAGGAAAAGGGAGUGGGAAUUGGUAUGAUGUAAAGUAUCCAAGUUAAAACACUAAGGUACGUUUUCCCUGAAGGGAACUCCUGUCUGACUGCUGUAUUCAGCACGUGGCUUUGGUAAACAAACAGAAAAUCCGUAUAUGCAAAUCAACACAUCCAAAAGCAUACCAAGAUUGCUUUUCUACCGCACUUGGAAGGAUAUAUUAUGCCUAACCCUGUCCAGUGAAUUUGUGCCUAAAAUGUUAGAUUGGACUCAAUGCCAGUUAGUCUCCAUUUAUUACUAGUGCUCUGUCCUAAGAAUCUUUUUAAGACUGUAUUAUGAUGAAUUGAAACUGAGAUAAAAUUUCUCUCUCAUGAUGUUUUGUCUUAGUUGUGUAAAGAUCCAGUAAAUUGAUUAGUCAGGUCACAGCUCUUGUGUGAACUUCAAGGAAGUUGCUAACUUCUCUCAUUUUAGAUUAAGAUAUGUCAUGCCAUAAUUUCUGGGGUAGUACUUUCAGAGUUGUGAAGGAUCUCAUGCAGUGCCAUUCUUCCUUUCCAAUCGAUCAAACCAUUUUAUAACUAUAAGGAUAGGAGAUUUUAUAAAGGAAAGAUCUGAGUCAGAUAAAUAUUAAAGGGUCUGCUAUGACUUUAAAAAAAACUGUUCAGAUAAAAUACAUAGGGAUCAAAACCUUUUUAAUAUAAUCCGUCUGAAAGCACACAAAGUCUUGUUUACUACUGUUUAGAAUUUGAAAAUGUGUCUUAGAAUGCAAAUCUGUGUUGAGAAUCUGGUCUUUGUAGUAGAGUAUUCCCAAUGCCGUUCACUGGUAAGAGUUUUAGACAAAUUAUGCUAUGCGUAACGUUUGGCUGGUAGACUAAACUACCUCAACUUAAUUUCAUUCUGUUCAUAGUAGGCCAAUUACUCUUUUUCCUCUUUCCCUCCUUUCCUAUCACUCAUUCCCACCUCCACCCACUCCACCCCACUUCCCAGAGAAGAGUUCUUUCAUUAGUGGAACUUACCUCGUAAGAUAUUUUGUUUUCCAUUCAAAUUAUACCACCUUGGUGUGAAAUCAGGGACUUCAAAGUGUUUGAUUACUUCAUAGUUCAAAUUUUAUGCAAUAUCAAAUUUCUUAUCGAUUUAAUAUAGAGUACUUCAUUUCUAAUUGUUUUCUAUAACUUUUUUUCUCUUAGAAUAUGGCUCUAAGCAGUAGCAUUUUGUCUUAAUAAUUAUUAAAUGUAUAAAUACAUCCUUUGGUUAUAGAUUUGAGAACAGGAAUAUCUUCCAUGUGGGGAAUGUUUGUAUGCAGUUAACAUGCAUAUGAAACAUCGCUUGUAUGUUCCCACCCAUGGACAGGAAAAAGGGUGAACUCUCUGCAGGUUUUUUUACACCUGCUGGAAGUAAGUUAACACAAAAGUCAUUACCUAGGGCCAGGCUUGGGGUCCUGAAGGAUGUUAGUGCGGCACCUUAACUCCCAGGUGUGUCCAGGAGGUGCCAGGGAGGAGGAGGCAUAGCAUUUUUAUCUUGUGCACCAGAGGCACAGGCCAGGUGUGCCGCGGUCUGCAUCCUGGCAAAGGCAGCGUCAGUGCCAGGCCUGGGAUUGUAGUGUGUGUCAGCCCGCUGUUGUCCACACGUUCCCAUGCUAUGUGGCCACUGCAGAGAAAGAGCACUUUCUUUUUACAAUUAGAUACUAGUUUUGGAGGAAACAAUUUACUGAGAAAGUGGACGUGCUUUGGUGGACUCUUGCAUUCAGAAGCUGCAGUUGGCACGUUCCAGGGUCCUGACCUGUGUCACAGCCUUGGUGGGCAGCAGUGCUCUUUUUCCAAUUCCUGAAGUUUAAAAUCCUUCCCAGUCUACGUCAGGCCUCUCCAAGAAGACAAUGCGUUAUUUAGGAAUGAGUGAGUCCUAUCGCGAUGUUAUCAGUGCCUGCAUGACUUGGUCAAUUCACUUUAAAAAAGUUUUUUUUUUGUUUGUUUGUUUUUUUAAUUUAGUUCUUUGACACUGUAGCUGCAGAAAUUAGAUAAUGUUUUAUAAAAUAAAUUUGCCAUUUAAUAUGGGAUGCAAUAACAAACAGAAGCUGCUAAGUGCCAAAUUAUUCCUUUAGUGUACAUAGAUACAGUACUAUCGUAUUAAAGCAUAGGGCUGUGUUGAAUUUUAUUAUGUUCCAAAAUUAAUCUUGACUUUUUUGUAAAUUACACUUAGUCUUGUAAAUUAUAACUCAUUUCAUGCAGGUUUGUGUUUUAGCAUUCCACUUAUGCCUUGAAACUUUGUUUCUUGAUACAUUUGGGGUGGUUCUUUCUCUUCAAGGCACUUUGACCAGGUGUGUGUUGCCUUUGGCAGCUGAGGAUAAUCUUACAAUUUUAAACACAAUAUCUUCGGGGAAGUGCAAUUUGUUUUCCUCAUCCCACCACAGAGGGAGGCUGACCUGGGUUAGAGGAAGUGGACAUUUAAAGAAGCUCCCCUUGACUGCAGUCUACAGUAGGUUUGUUUGUUUGUUUGUUUGUUUGUUUAACACAUCCAAACUUGGGUCUUUCAAAGAUUCAAGUGUUUAAUUUAAAAUGAAGUGUUUGCUUUUUUGAGUGCUUGUAUCCUAUGAGAGGAGAAAGUGUGGUGGAGACAAGCGCAUGAGCAGUGUGUGCACCGUUGUGUACGCUGGGCCACGUGGCUUGUGGGUCUGUGUGUAUGUUUACUUUUUGAAUUGUGGUUCCAAACUACAAUACAUUACUGUCUCCUGGUGCUUCAGAUAAAUUCUUGAGCCUGUUGACCCUUACUUAGUAUAUUCUACUGUGUUAGAUUCAUGUUGACUGUAAAUAUGGAAUUAUUUGUAGUGUGAAAUAAGUUUUACUUGGUGUUUGCAUUUCUCUUCUGUGGCAGGAUCAAAAGCAGUGUUUACCACCCAGGGGUUGGUUUGCUGUAAAGAUUUGGCCUAAGAAAUUUGGCUUGGUAUUUCACUGGUAUGAGGAGUUGGUAACCCCCGUGGGGUGUGCUGAGCAGCGUGUAGUGUGUUGAAGAGGUCUCUACGCUGCACUGUCACUAUACUAAUGGUACCUCCUUUGUCGAUGGUUUGGAAGUGUGAUUUUUAUGAUUUGUAAGUUGGGGAGAUUCCCUAGGCCACCCAUAGGAACUGCAAUCUUUGUCUAAAUGUGGCAAGGAUAGCACUGAGCUCCGGCAGCUCAGUUGCUCAGGGGCAGUGAGGUAGGUUUCCACGGAAGAGCCCAGCUACCUUGGUCCAUUCAUCUUCCUACCCAGUCUGCCAAACCAGAGACUCCCAGAAGUUUCCCAAGGAGAGAAGAACCCAGCCUGUUAGCUUCCAGGAUGCCCACUUUCCUAAUGAGAGGUUCCUUGGUCACAUGAGGACAUUUGAUUGUCUGGGGGAAAAUGAGGUGGCUCUUCCACUGUAAGGGCAGAAAGGCACUGAAACCCCCAGUUAACUGCCCUGGGGAGAGACAGGCGAGGCUGCUCUCCAGGGCUGCCCCAGAGCCACAGAGACCCUGAGGACAGCAGUGACAGAUGGGUCAAGAGUAGCAGAGCCUGCCCCUGGGCCAGUGGACAGAUGCUCACUGAGCACCUGCCAAGGACUGAGCUGCACCUGGGAGCUUAACCACGAGGCAGACAUCAUGCCGUGCUCCCUCUCCAGCUGCUGAAUGUGAACUGCAUGAGGACCCUUUGUCAUCUGCUGAUCUCAGUACGUGCCACAUAGUAGGUAGUCAGUAAAUGUUUGACAAAUUAAUAUUAUCCUUGUAACCAAAGUGAUGCUCUUCACCACACUGGUAAGUGACUUCCCUGGAUUUUAAAUGAGGAGUUUUGUGCACAGACAGGCUAACCUUCUGAGGCGCCGGGGAAACUAAUGCAGAAUAAAAAAUGCAAAGUGCCUGAUGCGGGUGCACAGCCUGUGUCUCUGUGGUCUGUAGGGUUUUUGAGACCCUAGGCCCAGCACGCCUGACGUUCAUCAUGGUUAGUGUUAAGUUUUAUUUAUUGCUUUUUAUAAUGGCACCAAAAUCUUUUCCAGAACAUACUACUUUGCUCCUCGGAUCUCUGUCAUGGGUAAAGUGUGGCUUCAUUUCUCACUUCAGGUCGGAGCAGGAACCAAGGCAGAAGCCAGGGUGUGGGUUAGCAGUUCACUACUCAGCCUAGUAGACUAUUGCUUGAUUUUCUGGGCUUGCAGAUGUGUUUGAUCACGUGUAGUACACUGUAAACUCCCAGACAGUCCUUUGCAAGUGACUCAGGUGUGAGCUGAAAGAUCUUUGGUUUCCUUGUCACCUAGAAGUAAGAAGCAUAGGAACUCACCAGGUUCAGGACACAGAGGUCACGUCUGAGAGAGGCAGGGUGACCUGUGAAGAGCCAAAGCUUCCUGAACUUCCCUCUUACCCCAGAUGCUCAGGCAGGGGAAAGAAUCUCUAAGAAUGUUGAGGAAAGUGUUUUGCUAGCUUUUAGUAAUCCCUGAAGUAUUCUCUACAGCUUUUUUAGAAAUUAUAGGUGUUCAUUUUAAGUCUAUCGCAGCAUCAUCUUGUUUCUAAUAGCUCCAUCUAGGGACCCAUGAGGACUUCACUGACGCCUUAGCAUCCUGUGGUCCAAGGUACUCAGUGUAACAAAGUGUUUUGUCUGUUGUUUUUUUCAAUUCUAUCAUUGAAGUCCUUCAAGAGAUUAGACUAUAAAAUUCUCUUUCUCAUGAAAGAGAAAACUAUAAACUAUAUCAUGUAGUUAUUUAAUGAGGAAUGGUUGUCUUUUUUAAAAAAUAAAAACUAUUCUUUUUAAAUUGCUACUCAGCUGAAAUUUGGCCUAAUGAUAAAUUUUGAUACGGUUAUCCUCUUUAUUAAACCAAGUUGUUGAGUUUCCAUUUCUACAAACAUUUUGCCCAUAGCAAACCUGCAUUUUGCUUUUCCACAUCACUGUGAUUUGAAUUAGAGAAGGUGUGGGCAGAAGGGGCCACAUCCCAGACUCCGGUCACUGCCCACCUGGGUCAGAUGAAGUGGGCACCAUCACCAGCCAGAGGACUGAUGAAAGUGAAUAGCCACUUCACAUCACCUAGAUCCCAAGUACAUGUGGGUUCAUCUUUCUGUCGCUUGGUGAGUUAUUUACUCGGGCCUUAUUUUUAGCCCUUUAGUACAAAUAGCAGGUUCAGGUUCCUUACUUUUAUUGUUAUUACUCAAAAGAUACAAAGAGACAAACCUUAGAACUUGGAUUAGGUUUUUCCAGUCAUACAAUGCACUUCCUGUUUAAUUGGGUGAGAAUUACACGCAUCGAUUCCCGUUCUUUGUGUUCUCAGCUACCUCGCCUUGUGGUGUUGUGCUUGAUCCCCUGCCAGUUUAGAAGAUUCCACAUGUUCUGCCCUUUAGCAAAAGCCAGAAAGCGAGCAGUGAGUGGCCUCGGGGAGCAUGAUUCGCCAAGGCCUGUUUUCCAUUUUACUCCUUUUUUAAAAAUAGGCACUUUUAAUCAGGGGGAACAAUAAUUCUCCUAGAGCUACUGCAAGGUGAUUACUUGAAACUCGACUUGAACUUCAAAGAGUCUUUAAAAGGCUGUGUUUUCAUAUAGCAGAAAAGUAGUCUAUGUAAACUCCACUGCUGUGUAAAGCAGAGGGCUUGGUUUCCAUGCCUGUUAGGCUCAGAUAGGAAAACGUGUCCUUCUGUAACUGGACAUGCUGUCUGGAACCUAGGUACUAAGGCUGCUGUUUUUUAUUUCCUGUAAGGUGCUGCUGUUUCCCAAGUCUGUCUUUCCUUUAGUCCUGAUAACCCAGGAUUUUAAAAUGAAACUCUGGGGUGUUUCCCAAGUACAACCCCGUUGAGGUUGGCCAAACUAUAUAGAAUUGGGUUUUACUUAAAGUCACAAAUAAUCUGGUUUGUCCCAUGUGUUGGUUGAUCUCCCUCAACUUCCUCCUGUCUGUGCCUUCACACCAGUGUCUGUCACCUUACCUGCUUCCUAAGUCAGGAGGAAGGGGCUGGGGCUCAGCAGUUAUGGACAGACCCUCCCUUCCAGGAGAUAGUUCUCGUGGGAAGGAGCUAGUUAGGGCCAGUGGAAGGCUUCACUAACCCUUGGUGGCCAAGGUUAUGCCUAUUCCUGAAGCCUUGCAUACACAGAGUGACUUAAGCAACAGUAGAGUCUCUGUCCUUACCCUUGAGCAAGAUUUAAUUAGUAUGCCUGUGCUUCUCAGAGUCAGGGGCUUGCUCCCCAGGCAGAAUGGCAAAGCUCCUCCAGACACAGUGCAUGAGCCCUCUGCUGAUCUGCAGCAGACACACAAGAUGGUUCCUGUGAGUGGCCACAAGAACAGUCCGACUCUAUCUCUUUUAUUUUGCCCCAAACUCUCUUAUUUUAGUAAUUUUGAGGAAAUCUCAAACCUUUAAAUAUUUAAUCUAUGUAUUUUCCUGAGUAGUUCUACCAUGGAGGGUCCAUGACCUUGGGAAGCACUUUAGCCUGAGGCUCAGCUCCGUUUCUUACCUAUAGAAGUAGGAUGACCUGGGUACGCACCUGUAGAAGUGUGGAAGGAGAGUGCCUGCACGAGGUCAUGCCGAUUAACGGAAGGGAUGGUCCUUGCACACAUUGGUGGCAGCUGUCACUGCCCUAUUGAUUCUGUCAGCUAUCAACACAGGAAGUACCCAGAGGCACUGGGUGGGCAGGGGGCUGCUCAGUGCUGAAUAGCCCAGGCCUCAUGGCCUCCUUUAUUCCAGCGUCCACCACCAGAGGAGGUGAAAGUAAAUGUCUGCUGGGUGCCGUGGCGCAAACCUGUAAUCCCAGCAGCUCAGGAGGCUGAGGUAGGAGGAUCAAGAGUUCAAAGCCAGCCUCAGCAACUUAACAGGGGCCUAAGCAACUCGGCGAGAACCCAUCUCUACAUAAAAUACAAAAAAGGGCCGGGGAUAUAGUUCAGUGGUUAAGCACCCCUGGGUCCAAUCCCCAGCACCAAAAAAAAAAAAAAAAAAAAAAGUAUGUUUGUGUUUAUAAAAUUACCUCUUUCUGGACUUGUGCCCCCUCUGUCCUUCUUCAUCUCUGAUAUUUAUAUUCAGGAUAAUUCUAGAUACCUGAAACAUCCCACAAUAUGGGUUUAGAAUAUUUAGAGUUUUUAUAAAUAGCCUUCUGUUAAGAAUUUGCCUAAUGAAGUCCUCUAAUAGCACUUAACAUUUUUUACCAAAAUUGAAUUUUUCUUUUUUUUUUUUUUCAUUAAAAUAUCAAAGAUAGUGGUCUGUAUUAGUCAAACAAACUAGAUAUUUUCUAGAUCUUUGUUUGAAAUCAAUAGACCUAAACCAUGAUUUCUUAACUUGGAUGUUAUGUGAAACUUAAAAACAAGCAAACAAACCAACAAAUUUGUGAUGUGUGUGUGAGUGUGUAUGUGUGUGAGUGUGUGCACUUUUGUACCUUCAAAUAGAGAAGGUUAUUACCAAAAGUGAACUUCUUUAUGCUUUUAUAAUAUCCCUCCCUUCCAGUUCAGGUUCUGAGGCUGGUGGGUUUAGCAGUUGUGACGUGCCCAGCUGAUGGGGAUUUCAGUAAGACAUUCGGCAAGUUCUUGUUCUCUCUGUGACUAAGAUAAGGGAGUGGGAACCAGGCCAGCGAGGCUGAGGACCAGACCCCAAUAUUUUCAUUAGUAACUUUAUGUAAAAACAGAGCAGACAGAGCAAAGCGCAGGGAGGGAUCUGUGUUGGCUGUUCAGAUCCACAGUGCUCUCUACAGGGUAAGGCGAAAUAUUAAGUCUGGGUCUGGGUCCAGAAAACCUAGUGGCUGCCUGAAAAAGGGAGACCGUUGCAAGUGGGUUGUUGCCCAUUGGAACGUGGACCGGGUGCUCAGCACUUGUCUGUGUGUGGGAUGAGGCCGAGAAGGGGUCUGCCCACUGCUUCCCUCUGUGCUGCUUGCUCUGCCCAGAGUGCCCACUCCAGGUGCAGUCUGAGAGGAUGCCAGCAGGGCACAGAGGCAGCUGUGGCCAAAGCCUCUGAAGGCUUAGGAAGGAGCAGAUGUGCAUGUUCCAGAGGCUCCCUCAGACAGCAGCCAGACUCGGGGACAGAGUUCGUCACCUUUAGGGCUUUCAGGCAGAGCUGCCUCAGGCUCAGCUGGUGCCCUCUGCACCGUUGAGUGCUCUCUUCUGACACCCACGGUGGGUGGGGGGCCUGCAGCCACUCUGCAGGCAGAACAGUCUGGGCACUUCUACCUUGAGAACAAGAGCCCAGAGCAACUUGCGAGUGGAAGACUCUGCGGUCAUUUGUUCAGUUAAAACAGGAAGAAACAAUGUUCACAUGUGAGCUUGGUGGGGUGGGGUGAGAGGAGUCCACGUUCCUUGUGCUCUUUGCCCUGUUCCCUCCCCCUCCCUCCCUCCACCCAUCACCUCUUCAGCUCCUUAGCUGUGGCAGUGGCCACCCCAGCAGCCCUGUCACUGUCUGCACCUGGUCGUGUUGGUUCUAGUAGAACUUUCAGGAAUGGUCUCACUUCUAGAGAUUCCCCUAAACUGUACUCUCCACUAGAGGCACGAGGCUGGCUCUGCGUGUGUUUGGUUUAAACCCCACGCUGCCUCCACAGACUUAAGAAAGCUGAGGCGGAAGUUGACCCAGGCCGGCGGGCCUCGGCCAGGGUGGCUGCCGGGGCCCGUCCACCUCCCCUGGGCCUCAUUUGCUGGGGCAUCACUUUGUCCUCCCUUGAGGAGUAUUUGUUCUUCUCGUGGUUCAUCUUGUCCCUGCUCCAAGGAGAGUCCACUGCAGAUCCCCCUGUGUCCUUGGGGGAAGGGUGAGCCGCUCACUCUGACUCUGCCCAGAAACAGGCGACCCUGUGGUCACGAAGAGCGGCUUUACCUGUGGGCCGCACAGCCUGUGAUACUCAGACGCUGUCGUCACCUGUCGUGACCGUUUGUUGGAGCCAGUGUUUUCUCUCUGUGUCCACUGACCACCCAGGGAUCCCGCGAGGAGGAGUCUCUUUGGGAAGACAGGUCCUUCCCACAGUCACGCCUCAUCCUCUGCGUCCCAGGGGGAGGGUGUGGGGCCUGCUGACAGCCUCCUUAGCCAUGCUCUUCCCGCUCUUCCCUCUUAGUAGCUUUGCCCCCACCCUUUCCUUCCAUCCCACCCCUUUCCUGGCCUAGUCUUCUAACUGCUGGAAUUAGGUAGCAAAAAAAGGACAGCCGACAUGACCCUCCAGCCCCCAGCCUCGUGAUGUCCAGGACGUCAGCCUUGUGGAGCUUGUAGGGACAGCAUUCUCCUGUAGCCCUGACCAUGCCUUUGUGCUACCAUUUCCCAUGGCCGGCCCGCCCUGACUGCAAGAGCACCAGACCCACCUGGCAGGCCCAGCAGCAUCCCAGGUCUGAAUCCGGACCUCUGAGGCCAAGGCACCCCCAGCCCUGAGCAGCCGUAGCCUAGAGCAGGCGCCCUGCCCGCCUGCCCUGGAGGCCGCGGGGCUCCUCUCUGAGCCAGGGGAGGGGCAGACACCAGGCCUCACAUACUACCUCAGCACCCAGCACCCAGCAAGCACUGUGCAGCCCCAAAUUGUCCAGCGAGACGUGCACAGGGCCCAGGGUGCCUUUCGGAAACUCUUAACAAGCACUCCACCAUGCCCUGCCUGCCCAGCACAGCCAGGGCCUCGGUGGACUCUGUUCUGUGCGUCCUGUGGAACGUUCCAAGAGCGGACUGGGGCCUUUUCCUUCUUCUCUCUUAUUUAUCUCUGACUUAAACACUCCACUCCUGUACUCCAAAUGGGAGUCGAAUUGGAAAUCAGAAUUGCUCAUUUACUUGAGAGAAACCAUCUUUUUGUAUUUUUGUCAGAAGGAAUUUUUGCUUCAAAAUAAGCUCUAGAAAAUAUGCUAUUAAUUUAGCAUAGCUCAUUGAACUUGACUCUUAGGCUUUUGUUUAAAAAAAAAUCAUGGGGGCUGGGGUUGUGGCUCAGUGGUAGAGCACUUGCCUAGCAUGUGCAAGGCCCUGGGUUCAAUCCUCAGCACCACAGAAAAUAAAUAAAUAAAGAUAUUGUGUUCAACUACAACUAAAAAAUAAAUAUUUUUUAAAAAUCAUGGUAUAUGGGACAAAAGGGUAUCAUUAGCUUUAAAAAAUAAAUGCAUAACCUCUAAUAGGUAUAUUAAAACUUCCCUUUCCAACAGGGCAUCGCAAAAUUCAAGCUCUCCAUGAAAACAGAGGUCAUCUAAAUGCCACGGGUAAAUAAUUUUCUGUAGGGAAAUGCAGCAGGUGGCCUUUAGUUGAGAAAAGCACAGGCUAUUUAGCAGAACUUACUUAGUUAUCAGACGCUUUUUCUGCCCAUGGGGUCUUUUCAUUUUGGAUUCAUCUAACUCAUCUUUUGUUCAGUUCCUCCCUCCUGUACACCAUCAAGUCACCAGUGACAGAGUGAGGGUCAUUCUGUUUUGUCUCAUACAUUUGUGAAUUGUGACAGCCCUGCGUGGCCUCUCCAGAGGUGUGGGGCAGCCCUGCAGCUGGUUCUGCAGGUCAUGGGCACGCGCGGCGGGGGGGGGGGGGGUGUGCAGAACCCUCCAUGCCCCCCACUCCCUCCCUUGUGCUUGUCAACCUCACUGCAGAAGCUGCGCGGGCAGGCUGGGACAGACCUUGUGCCGUUGCAGAGUGUCACUAGUGACACAGAUGUUUGUGCCCUCUGUGAAUGAGAUGGUCCUGGUCCUCGGCCCAUGCAGCCUGGAGAUUGGCUUGCUGUCCCGGCAUUGGUCUUCUGCUAGGAGAGAAGGCCGUCCGGGAAGUUCCUUAAAACAAGAUUGUAAGUUCAGGGUGACUCCCCCGAAUUUGGGGGCUGCUGUUUGCAGGCGGUCCUCGCCCAGCAAAAUGGCCCAUUUCACUCUCACUGGCUCCUGCCUAUAUUGUCCCUGGCACCUAGUAUAUGACUGUCGCCCUGGUAAAGGACUGGCUUUUAGCACACUCUUGUCAUAUUGAUGCUUUUAAUACCAUAGGGAAAAUUCCAUAAAGACCAUUUAUAAAUGCCAAAUUAAAAAAAAAAAAAAUCAUCCUGUUAAGCCCAAAUCUGUGUGAUUGACAUGGUACAUGGUACGUGCAGAACGGUUUUCAGUUUGAAUCCUGCAGCUUUUGUCGCCUAGCAAAGGUCCAGGCUGGGAUGUCUCCUUCAGCAUGUGUUCAGACGCACGGGUACUGUGUAUAAGAAGGUACCCGGAGAGCCCUCCUACUAGAAAACAGGGAUUUGCAACGAACAUACAGAAAUGAUGUUAUAUAGGAAGUUCAAAAUAUUUGAAGGACCAGAAGGUUGCCACUUGUAAAACUGUACUCCCCAAAUUCAGUAGGAUAGUAGAGAAAUUGUGCUAACUUGAUUUCUUUGAAAUGUCACGUCAUGCAUCUUGUGGUUCAAAUGUACCAGUUUGUUCUGUGGAGUAAUUUUCUAUUCCUUUGCUGGUAUGAAAUUUAGCAAAGUUUGAAGUAAUUUUUAAUUAGUAAACUUUCUUACAAAGUUGCUUUAUGGUUUACAAGUAAUUCUGAUGCAAAAGAUCAUGUCAACUUUCUUAAGUAGCACGCACUUUGUUUACAUGCUUUGGUAUGUCGUGGGGUAACUAUGGGGUCGAUCCCUUCUCCUGAGCACAGGACCUGUGCAGUGGGGGACAUAUUGCCAUUGUGCUGUUCUCUUGUACCAAGGAUCAGUGAAAGUGUUUUAUCUUUUUUACGUAGUUUGUAAUGACUGGAUUUUAUAACUGUAAGAAAACAGAAACAGAGUGUUGUAUUUUGAUCUGAAAUUUGUGUAUGGUAAAGUAAUUUUGUUUUAUGUAUUGGAAGUUCAUUUAAAACUUGAAAUAUUUUCUAGAAGGGUACUGAACAAAAUGAAUUGUCUUUAAGCUGUUUAAUUAACCUAAUAAAACAAUUUGAUGGGGAAGGCA
Marmota monax (woodchuck) is the source of this 13868-nucleotide messenger RNA. It is a transcript of the gene Gan, whose product is annotated as gigaxonin. Bases 54 to 1847 code for a protein of 597 amino acids. Gene Ontology annotation, molecular function: protein binding. The transcript is spliced from 11 exons. Lineage: Eukaryota; Metazoa; Chordata; Mammalia; Rodentia; Sciuridae. Gene Ontology annotation, biological process: cytoskeleton organization. The record is from RefSeq and is a predicted model, not a curated record.